Ananas comosus (pineapple) is the source of this 3585-nucleotide messenger RNA. Its product is annotated as alanine--tRNA ligase, chloroplastic/mitochondrial. The record is from RefSeq and is a predicted model, not a curated record. Gene Ontology annotation, cellular component: cytoplasm; chloroplast; cytosol. Gene Ontology annotation, molecular function: alanine-tRNA ligase activity; ATP binding; amino acid binding. Gene Ontology annotation, biological process: alanyl-tRNA aminoacylation; tRNA modification. The coding region runs from base 148 to 3165 and encodes 1005 amino acids. The transcript is spliced from 12 exons. Lineage: Eukaryota; Viridiplantae; Streptophyta; Magnoliopsida; Poales; Bromeliaceae.
CCGACGGCUCACGUCGCCUUACGAUCCCCACCCACACAACUGUAAACCAAAAUUUCCGGAUAAAUAUUUAGGCGAGCACUCGAGAUAACAAGAGAAGAGGCAAAGCAAAGAGGCAACGCAAAGAAGCAAACACCAUAAGCUCACUCUAUGGAGCGGCUGAGCCACGCCUCAAGAGCUCUUCCUCUCCUCUCCGCCGCCCCCUUUCGCCAUCGAUGCAUUCCGAUUAGGGCUUCUUUCACUCUCCGCCCCCUUCAUGGUUGUCGCUGUAACAAGCAUAUAAGAAAUAAUGCUGAGAAAGUUAAAUUCAGGAUAAGAAACUCAUCAUCAGCUUCGGCGGAGCCCACGACGAAGGAAACAGCAGAAGAAACGGCCGAGGACAGUUCUGUGAGUGGGGACGCAAUACGCCGCCGGUUCCUUAAUUUUUACGCUUCUCGCGGCCACAAGAUUCUCCCAAGUUCAUCACUUGUGCCUGAUGACCCAACAGUUUUGCUUACUAUUGCUGGGAUGCUUCAAUUUAAGCCUAUAUUUCUGGGGAAGGAACCUAGACGUGUCCCAUGUGCUACAACCGCUCAACGAUGCAUACGCACAAAUGACAUUGAAAACGUGGGACGAACAACUCGACACCACACCUUCUUCGAGAUGCUUGGGAACUUCAGCUUUGGAGAUUACUUCAAAAAGGAAGCAAUUGUAUGGGCAUGGGAACUUUCAACUAAGGAAUAUGGGUUACCUCCUGAGAGGCUGUGGAUUAGUGUUUUUGAAGAUGAUGAUGAAGCCUUCCUUCUAUGGCACAAUGAGGUUGGUGUUCCAAAAGAGCGAAUAAAGAGGAUGGGUGAAGAUGACAACUUCUGGACCAGUGGGAUCACCGGACCCUGUGGUCCUUGCUCUGAGAUUUAUUUUGAUUUCCAUUCUGAGAGGGGAUACACAGAUGUUGAUUUGGGGGAUGAUAGCCGAUUCAUCGAAUUCUACAAUCUGGUCUUUAUGCAAUACAACAAAAAGGAUGAUGGCUCUCUAGAACCCCUGAAACAGAAGAAUAUAGAUACAGGCAUGGGCCUCGAGCGUGUAGCACGGAUCCUUCAGAAGGUUCCAAACAACUAUGAGACUGACUUGAUCUUCCCAAUCAUAGAGAAGGCAACAGAUUUGGCAAGGAUUUCUUACCCUGAAGCAGAUAGUGUUACAAAGAACAAUCUUAAAAUAAUUGGUGAUCAUAUGCGAGCAGUUGUUUAUCUGAUAUCAGAUGGGGUUAUACCGUCAAAUAUCGGCAGAGGAUAUGUAGUCCGAAGGCUUAUAAGAAGAGUUGUUCGUACUGGUAGGUUGCUAGGUAUAAAAGGCGAUGACCAUGGGAAUCCUGAUGGAGCUUUCUUACCUGUACUGGCUGAGAAAGUCAUAGAGCUCAGCACUAAUAUCGACCCAGAUGUCAAAUCAAGGAAGACUGCUAUUCUUGAAGAGCUAAAGAGAGAAGAACUUCGGUUUGUACAGACUUUAGAAAGAGGAGAAAAGCUGUUGAACCAGUUUCUCUCUGAUGCCUUACUUAAAAGUGGUGGAAAUAAUGGAAAUAAGCCUUGCCUCUCUGGGAAAGAUGUCUUCCUUCUGUAUGAUACGUACGGUUUUCCAGUUGAGAUAACAGCAGAAGUUGCUGAAGAACAAGGAGUUACUAUUGAUAUGGAGGGAUUUGAUAUCGAAAUGGAAAACCAAAGAAGGCAAUCCCAGGCUGCUCACAGCGUGGUCAAACUAUCUAUAGGGAAUGACGUGGAAAUUGCCAGGAGUAUACCGGACACUGAAUUUCUGGGCUAUGACUCUCUUUCUGCUAGUGCUACUGUAAAGGGCAUUUUGGUUAAUGGCAACCCAGUUACACAUGUUUCUGAAGGUACUGAUGUAGAAAUUUUGUUGGAUAGGACACCAUUUUAUGCCGAAUCAGGUGGUCAAGUAGGAGAUAAUGGUUUUCUAUACAUUUUGGGAGACGAAGAUGGAAGACGGAAAACUGUAGUGGAAAUCAAAGAUGUUCAAAAGUCUCUGGGGAAUAUCUUUGUGCAUAAAGGUGCAAUUAAAGAGGGAUCACUAGAGGUUGGCUUAGACAUAGAUGCUGCAGUUGAUGCAAAAUUGAGGCAGAGAGCCAAAGUUCACCAUACUGCUACACAUCUGCUACAAUCUGCUCUCAAAACAGUCAUUGGUCCAGAGACAUCUCAAGCUGGUUCCUUAGUAGCCUUCGAUCGUCUUCGAUUUGAUUUUAAUUUCCAUCGCCCUCUCUCUGAACAUGAAAUAACAGAAAUUGAACAGCUGGUAAAUCAAUGGAUAAGUGAUGCGACACAGCUUGAGACUAAAGUGAUGGCUUUGACGGACGCCAAAAAUGCAGGAGCCAUUGCAAUGUUUGGUGAAAAAUAUGGUGAACAGGUCAGAGUUGUAGAGGUCCCUGGUGUAUCAAUGGAACUAUGUGGUGGGACACAUGUUCAGAAUACUUCUGAGAUCCGUGGAUUCAAGAUAAUUUCAGAACAAGGUAUAGCAUCUGGAGUCAGGCGGAUUGAAGCUGUUGCAGGUGAGGCUUUCGUUGAAUAUGUUUCAGCUCGAGACAAGCAUAUGAGACGUUUAUGUUCUUUAUUGAAGGUAUGUAACCUUUACGGUUCUUGUUUUUGUGAUUGUUCUGCUAUUGAUGUUUUUUUUUGUUUGUGCUCUUUAUUUAAGGUAAAAGCAGAAGAUGUGAACAACAGAGUGGAAACUAUUCUUGAGGAACUAAGAAUGACGAGAAAUGAAGUUUCAUCGUUACGAAGUAAAAUUGCAGUACUUAAAGCAUCAAUUAUUGCAAGCAAAUCCACUGCUAUUGGAUCCAACAAUGUCAGGGUGGUUGUUGAGAAUAUGGACGAUACGGAUGCCGAUGCCCUAAAAAGUGCUGCUGAGUAUCUUGUGGACUCUUUGGGAGAUCCAGCAGCAGUUGUUCUGGGUUCGAUCCCAGAAGAUGGCAAAGUAAGCUUGGUCGCCGCAUUUUCUCCGCAAGUCAUCAAAAUGGGUAUCCAAGCCGGGAAGUUCAUAGGAGGGAUAGCUAAACUGUGUGGUGGAGGCGGCGGCGGCAAACCUAAUUUUGCACAAGCUGGUGGGCGGAAACCGGAGAACUUGUCGGAUGCCCUAGAAAAGGCUCGAGCUGAGCUCGCCACAGCUUUAUCUUCAAAUUCUUAGCUGAAAUUUGUCUCAACCUGGUGUCAUAUACAACUUAGAUUGAUGCACUAAAGAUCAAGAGUAGUGCUAGUCUCCAAAAGAGUCCCAUCUUCGGAAGAAAAGGAAGCUACACGAAACAAUUCUUAGAACAUGAUAUUAAGUAAUGCUCACAGGUAAUUCUUUCUUCGUACAGUUUACAAGGUAAGAGGUGAGACCAUACAACAAGCAAACUACUGUGGAUGAUCAGGCUAAAAAUUUGUUGGAAUUCUUAAUGCAAACCUAUGUAUGAAUCCUGAAAGGGAAACAAAAGCUUGAGAUUUACAUAGUGUUUGUACAUGCACUGCAAAUUUCCUCAGGGUAGUAUGAGUAACAAACAUUACUUUCCAUGUUACCAGCAUGUAGCUCCUGCUGCUUCAAGCUGCAAGUUCUAAUGUUUCUGCU